CCGUUGGGAGAUGAGAGGGCUGCCGAGGAGUGGGAGAAUCCGCUCUGGACAUCACUGCUCCCUGGGAUUACUCUCAAUGAGUUCGCUAUAAACAGCUUGACUUACAUAACAGCUAGUAACUCAGUUAGGGCACCCUUCAGCUACCUGGCUUGUAUAUUUCCAGGUCGGGAGACACGCUUGUAUAGAUUUUAUUUCGGAAUAGACCGCCAUUGAAUUUUUUUCUUUCGCCUCAUAGGUGUGAGUGCGGUCGUUGCGGCGGAUAACUUAGAGGAGGUGAAUUUAAAGAGCGCUCAUUAUGUCAGUGGUAGGCAUUGAUGUGGGUUUCCAAAACUGUUACAUCGCUGUGGCCAGGAGCGGUGGCAUUGAAACCAUUGCCAAUGAAUACAGUGACAGAUGCACACCGGCUUGCGUGUCUUUGGCCUCCAAAAAUCGCAUGAUUGGAAAUGCAGCCAAGAGUCAAAUUAUAACAAACUUCAAAAAUACAGUCCAUGGCUUCAAAAAGUUCCACGGCAGAGCAUUUGAUGACCCAUUCGUCCAGGCGGAAAAACCCAAAUUGCCUUACAGCUUACAUAAACUGGCAAAUGGAAACACUGGAAUUAAGGUGCGCUAUCUGGACGAGGAUAAAGCGUUCACAGUUGAGCAGAUCACGGGGAUGCUGCUCACCAAGCUGAAGGAGACGUCAGAGAGCGCCUUGAAGAAGCCGGUGGUGGACUGUGUCAUCUCUGUCCCAAGUUUUUUCACAGAUGCUGAAAGGCGGUCGGUGUUUGAUGCGACUCAGAUUGCAGGACUGAACUGUUUACGGCUCAUUAAUGAUACGACUGCAGUGGCUUUGGCUUAUGGGAUCUACAAGCAAGACCUUCCUACUCCAGAAGAACGGCCAAGAAAUGUGGUAUUUGUAGACAUGGGACAUUCAUCGUUCCAGGUCUCCAUCACUGCUUUCAACAAAGGCAAACUCAAGGUCCUCGCCACAGCGUUCGACCUGUACCUUGGAGGGCGUAACUUUGACGAAACACUGGUGGAUUACUUCUGCGAGGAGUUUAAGGGCAAGUACAAGCUGAACGUGAGGGACAACCCUAGGGCUCUGCUGCGGCUGCACCAGGAGUGCGAGAAACUGAAGAAGCUCAUGAGCGCCAACUCCUCGGACCUGCCUCUGAACAUAGAGUGCUUCAUGAACGACAUUGAUGUUUCCAGCAGGAUGAACAGGAUGCAGUUUGAAGACAUGUGUGCUCAGUAUCUGAUGAGAGUGGAGAUGCCACUGAAAGCAGCCCUUGAACAAUCAAAGUUGAGUCGGGAUGAUAUCUAUGGAGUGGAGAUAGUUGGAGGAGCUACAAGAAUGCCAGCAAUCAAAGAGAGGAUCGCCAAGUUUUUCGGCAAAGACAUCAGCACCACACUCAACGCAGACGAAGCUGUAGCAAGAGGCUGUGCACUUCAGUGUGCAAUUUUGUCUCCAGCCUUUAAAGUUCGUGAAUUCUCCAUCACUGACGUGGUUCCCUUCCCCAUUACUCUGCGCUGGAAGUCACCAACAGAGGAUGGAUUGGGAGAGUGUGAGGUGUUCAGUAAGAAUCAUGCUGCUCCUUUUUCCAAAGUGAUCACCUUCCACAAGAAGGAACCGUUUGACCUCGAAGCCUUCUACAGUUGCCCUCAAGAGCUCCCUUACCCGGACCACAGGAUAGGCCGUUUUUCUGUACACAAUGUGGUUCCCCAGCCCGAUGGAGACAGCUCUAAAGUCAAAGUCAAAGUGCGCGUCAACGUCCACGGCAUCUUCAGUGUAUCCAGCGCUUCCCUGAUUGAGAAGCAGAAAGGGGAAGGAGAAGACAUGCAAAUCGACUCAGAGCCACUGGUGCAGAAUGAAGGCAGAGCAGAGGAACAGACUAAAAUGCAGGUGGACCAGGAAGGCCAAAGCCAGGGGGAGCAGCAGAACGAGGACAGCAGCGCAGAUUUCCAAAUCCAGGAGGGGGCAUCUGGAGAAAAGCAGGAUCCAGCGGCAGGAGGGAGCAAGCCCAAAGUCAAGGUGAAGAGUAUUGAUCUUCCCAUCGUGGCCAACAACAUCCGACAGCUUGACAGUGAUGUCCUUAGUAACUUUGUGGAGUAUGAGCGCCAGAUGAUUAUCCAGGACAAACUGGUGAAAGAGCUGAAUGAUGCUAAAAAUGCUGUGGAGGAAUAUGUAUAUGAUCUGCGUGACAAACUUUGUGGGAUGUAUGAAAAGUAUGUCACCGAGGAGGACAGUAACCGGCUGACGCUGAUGCUGGAGGACACGGAGAACUGGCUGUAUGAGGAUGGAGAAGACCAGCCCAAACAAGUGUAUGAGGAGAAGCUAGAGGGACUUAAGAGGUUGGGUCAGCCCAUUCAGGACCGGCACAGAGAGCAUGAGGACCGGCCGAGGGCUUUUGAAGAGCUGGGGAAGAAACUGCAACUCUACAUGAAGUUUGUAGAUUGCUACAAACAGAAGGAUGAGCGAUACCUGCAUUUGGUUGCAGAAGAAAUGAACACUGUGGAAAAGUGUGUGAAUGAAAGCAUGGGCUGGAUGAACAGCAAGAUGAAUGCGCAGAGCAAACUCGCUAUAACCCAAGAUCCCGCUGUUAAAGUAGCAGACAUAAUUGCCAAAAUCCAGGAGCUGGAGGACGUAUGUAAUCCAGUCAUCAACAGGCCAAAGCCCACAGUGGAGGAGGCCCCUGAAGUGAAUGAUCAGAACAGUGGAGCUCAUAAUGGCCCGACAGCUAAGCAAGGAGCAGAGGGGAAGGGAGAUGCGAAGGGAAGCCAGCAGACAAAGCCUGGAACAAAAGAGAUGGAGGUGGACUGAAAUUGGUCUCUGAUGGGUAAACUCUGCAGCCAUCACUGCGUUUACCAUCACGUACCAUUUAGACAGUAGAAGCAUCAGUACCUGGGACCAUCGCCUGGGAUCAUUCCUCACCAGCCACCUCUGUGGAUCUGUUUGUGUGUCUCCCCCGAUUGGACUUUACCUUUUGAGGUUUUCUGUUUUCACCCUUCCAUCCUUAUGUGUGACAAUGGUGUGCUUUACUCUCUCAAAGGUUUGACAUACCUAAUAAAUUAAAGAAUGAUGCAAUAGAUUAAACUCUGA
Molecule: messenger RNA, 3079 nt
Organism: Amphiprion ocellaris (clown anemonefish)
Lineage: Eukaryota; Metazoa; Chordata; Actinopteri; Pomacentridae
Gene: hspa4l
Product: heat shock protein 4 like
Exons: 19
Coding region: 296-2800 (834 amino acids)
Biological process (GO): protein folding
Cellular component (GO): cytosol; nucleus
Molecular function (GO): ATP binding; ATP-dependent protein folding chaperone
Source: RefSeq, a predicted model, not a curated record